This is a messenger RNA of Zingiber officinale, 1191 nucleotides long. RefSeq lists its product as uncharacterized. The record is from RefSeq and is a predicted model, not a curated record. The transcript has 8 exons. The coding region runs from base 268 to 963 and encodes 231 amino acids. NCBI's taxonomy places the organism in Eukaryota, Viridiplantae, Streptophyta, Magnoliopsida, Zingiberales, Zingiberaceae.
UGGAGUUCAAAUCGAGACCUAAAUCCUCUUCUCCCCCCAAUUCUCAAACUCACUGUAGGAAUCGGGAUCGGGAAGGCAGAUCCAGACGACGCUUCCUCUUCCACGGAAAGCUGCGGCCGAGGUGGAGGACAGUGGGAGUGAGCAGCGGCGAGGAGUACCAUCUCAUUAUUGCUCCUCUCUUACAGCAGGCUCGAUUCGAGGAGAAAAGUCAUAUCUUUUUAUCAGAGCCCUAACUUCUCAGGGAAGUUCAUUGGCCAUAUCAGUUCGAUGCCGAAGAAGGGCAGGAAAAAAGCCGUCAAAAAAUCUCCUUUGAGGACCAAGCUUGACGAAAAUGUUUUUCCAAUCGAGAAUCGCACCAUGCAAUUCAAGAAGCGACAACUUGCUUUCAGUCAACGGGAAGUUGAGAUGAGAACUGCUGCAAUCAAAGCCAAUUGUGAAGUGGAGCUUGGAAGCUUGCUUUCAUGGGUGCGAUUACUUCCAUCGUACUUCAGCAAAGAUCAGUUGGACACUCCUGCACUGAAGUUUUUUCAAGAAAAUUUGCCAAAUGCUGCUCUAACCAGGAAUGAAAAAUACAAUGUUUUUGAGAUGCAAUGGAAUAGCAAAGAGAGUUGCUAUGAAGGUGGCAAAUACGAUCGGGCUUCAGUUAGCAAUGCUUUCACUAUACCAGCCAUGAGUGCUCUUCAGUUUUCAGUCGACACAGUGAAGAGGAAUCUGGAAGCUGCAAAUCUAUGGAUGAAUGAUUUUGGACUCGGUGAGCCAUCUGAAAGUGGACAAGCGACAUUCGAAACACCCGGGGCAACUACUGCUCGGUUAUCUUUUGGCAUGACACCCAAGACCUUAAGAUUACCAAAGAUCGGCGAGAUGAUCUUGUCUGUUCAUGGUUCACCUCUCGGCGUUUACAAAGAAGAGAUCUUGGAAGCCAUUCAUGAGUCUGGAGAUGGAAGUCAUGAAGAUGCUUGCUGAGGACAUAGACACAUCAUGUGCUCAGGAUUUACAUUGGAUUGGAAGAAAUCAGUGGAGCUUCUGUAGGAUGAUCUUUGAAAAGUUAACCAAAGAUGAAAAUUGGGAAACUGUGUCUCAUUUGUUUGUGAUGAAAUUGACUUUAAUUUGGUGUCAACUCAUUCGAUAAAUGGAUCUAAAGUAAGAAUGGUUUAAUAAAUAAGAAUAAUAUGACAAUUAUAUUGGUAAAAA